Nezara viridula (southern green stink bug) is the source of this 1195-nucleotide messenger RNA. The record is from the annotation of a GenBank genome assembly. Lineage: Eukaryota; Metazoa; Arthropoda; Insecta; Hemiptera; Pentatomidae.
GAAAAAUUUUCAGCUGAUAGCACCGAACACCCUUUACGUUGUCCCGACCCUAGAUCUUCAUUGUAUUAGUGAUAAUCAGUUAGUUAUUAUGUUUGCUAAAACAGGAGCUUUAGCCAUAAAUUAUGGCAACCAACAACAGGUACGUGGCAUGGCUACUUUGAAGGCUAUAUCAUUGAGAUUAAAAUCAGUUAAGAACAUUCAGAAAAUAACCCAGUCCAUGAAAAUGGUGUCAGCUGCCAAAUAUACUAAAGCUGAAAGGGAUUUAAAGCAAGCAAGGCCGUACGGUGAAGGAGCGAAAUCGUUUUAUGAAAAAGCUGAAGUGGCUCCAGUUUCUGAAAGUCCAGACAAAAUACUUAUAGCUUUAACCUCUGAUAGAGGUUUGUGUGGAGCUGUCCAUACACAGGUAUCCAGGCAGAUCAGAAAUGAACUUUGUGAAGAUCCUGAACAUACAAGAGUGAUUUGUAUUGGUGACAAAUCUCGAGCUAUUCUUCAGCGUUUGUUUGGAAAAAAUAUACUUAUGGUUGCCCAUGAAGUUGGUAGAAAACCUCCGACAUUUGUAGAUGCUUCAAAAAUUGCUCAAGAAACGAGCAGAUAUAAUUUUUCAUCAGGUAAAAUAAUAUUUAACAGAUUCAAAUCGGUUGUUUCAUAUACAACUUCUGAAUUACCUCUUUUCAGUCAAGCAGCAAUAGCAGCUGCCCCAAAAUUGAGUAUUUAUGAUUCAAUCGAUUCUGAAGUACUUCAGAGUUACAUGGAAUUUUCUAUGGCUUCAUUACUUUAUUACGCCAUGAAGGAAGGUGCUUGUAGUGAGCAAUCUUCUAGAAUGACUGCUAUGGAUAAUGCUAGCAAGAAUGCAGGCGAAAUGAUUGAUAAAUUAACAUUAACUUUUAAUAGAACUCGACAAGCUGUAAUCACUCGUGAGCUUAUUGAAAUUAUAUCUGGUGCUGCAGCUCUUGAAUAAUUUAUGUUAAUUUGGAUUAUCUGAGAAAAUCCCAGAAUAGUAUAAAACAUUCAUGAUUAGUAAAGGUCCUUAUCUGUAUUUUAACUUAAACAAUUUUAUUUUGUAUUUAUUUCAACUGUUAUAGUCUUAAUAAACUAAACUGGAAUGAUAAAUUAAUGAAAUUUGUAAUCCUUGAUAUUUGGAUGUUAUGAGUUUUGAAAAAAAAAUUUUUAAUACAGUAUCAUUUUCCACACCUUA